Messenger RNA from Cynocephalus volans (Philippine flying lemur), 5178 nucleotides. It is a transcript of the gene FNBP1, whose product is annotated as formin binding protein 1. NCBI's taxonomy places the organism in Eukaryota, Metazoa, Chordata, Mammalia, Dermoptera, Cynocephalidae. Gene Ontology annotation, molecular function: protein binding. Gene Ontology annotation, biological process: endocytosis; signal transduction. The coding region runs from base 146 to 2014 and encodes 622 amino acids. The record is from RefSeq and is a predicted model, not a curated record. The transcript has 16 exons.
GGAGCGGCGAGUCGGAGGAGGCGGCGGCCGCGCGGGCACCGGACUUUUCGCGGUCGCGGGGACCUCGAGGGGCGAAGGGCUCGCCCGGGAGGAGGACCGGAGAGCCGGCCCGCCGCGCGGAGCGCCCCUUCCCGCCCCCUGCACCAUGAGCUGGGGCACCGAGCUCUGGGAUCAGUUUGACAACUUAGAAAAACACACACAGUGGGGAAUUGAUAUUCUUGAGAAAUACAUCAAAUUUGUAAAGGAAAGGACAGAGAUUGAACUCAGCUAUGCGAAACAACUCAGGAAUCUUUCGAAGAAAUACCAACCUAAAAAGAACUCGAAGGAGGAAGAAGAGUACAAGUAUACGUCAUGUAAAGCUUUCCUUUCCACCCUGAACGAAAUGAACGAUUAUGCUGGGCAGCAUGAAGUUAUCUCUGAGAACAUGACCUCACAGAUCAUUGUGGACUUAGCACGCUAUGUUCAGGAACUGAAGCAGGAGAGGAAAUCGAACUUUCAUGAUGGACGUAAAGCACAGCAGCACAUAGAAACUUGCUGGAAGCAACUCGAAUCAAGUAAAAGACGAUUUGAGAGGGACUGCAAAGAGGCUGACAGGGCACAGCAGUACUUUGAGAAAAUGGACGCGGACAUCAAUGUUACGAAAGCAGAUGUGGAAAAGGCCCGACAACAAGCUCAAAUACGUCACCAAAUGGCAGAGGACAGCAAAGCAGACUACUCAUCAAUCCUCCAGAAAUUCAACCACGAGCAGCAUGAGUAUUACCACACUCACAUACCUAACAUCUUUCAGAAAAUACAAGAGAUGGAGGAAAGGAGGAUUGUGAGAAUGGGAGAGUCAAUGAAGACGUAUGCAGAGGUCGAUCGGCAGGUGAUCCCAAUUAUCGGGAAGUGCUUGGAUGGAAUAGUAAAGGCCGCUGAAUCAAUCGAUCAGAACAAUGAUUCACAGCUGGUAAUAGAAGCUUAUAAAUCUGGGUUUGAACCUCCCGGAGACAUUGAAUUUGAAGAUUACACUCAACCAAUGAAGCGCACUGUGUCAGAUAACAGCCUUUCAAAUUCUAAAGGAGAAGGCAAACCAGAGCUCAAAUUUGGUGGCAAAUCCAAAGGAAAGUUAUGGCCGUUCAUCAAAAAAAAUAAGCUUGUGUCCCUUUUAACAUCCCCCCAUCAGCCUCCCCCUCCUCCCCCUGCCUCUGCCUCACCCUCUGCUGUUCCCAACGGCCCCCAGUCUCCCAAGCAGCAAAAGGAACCCCUCUCCCAUCGCUUCAACGAGUUCAUGACCUCCAAACCCAAAAUCCACUGCUUCAGGAGCCUAAAGCGUGGGCUUUCUCUCAAGCUGGGUGCAACACCAGAGGAUUUUAGCAACCUCCCACCUGAACAAAGGAGGAAAAAGCUACAACAGAAAGUCGAUGAAUUAAAUAAAGAAAUUCAAAAGGAGGUGGAUCAAAGAGAUGCCAUAACAAAAAUGAAAGACGUCUACCUAAAGAAUCCUCAGAUGGGAGACCCAGCCAGUUUGGAUCACAAAUUAACAGAAGUCAGCCAAAACGUAGAAAAACUGCGACUAGAGGCCCAGAAAUUUGAGGCCUGGCUGGCUGAGGUUGAAGGCAGACUCCCAGCGCGGAGUGAACAGGCCCGCCGACAGAGUGGGAUGUACGACAGCCAAAACCCACCGACAGUCAACAACUGCGCUCAGGACCGGGAGAGCAGCCCAGAUGGCAGUUACACAGAGGAGCAAAGUCAGGAGAGCGAGGUGAAGGUGCUGGCCCCGGAUUUUGAUGACGACUUUGAUGACGAGGAACCCCUCCCUGCCAUAGGGACUUGCAAAGCUCUCUACACGUUUGAAGGUCACAAUGAAGGAACCAUUUCUGUAGUUGAAGGAGAAACAUUGUUUGUCAUAGAGGAAGACAGAGGUGACGGGUGGACCCGCAUUCGGAGAAGCGAAGACGAAGAAGGUUACGUCCCCACCUCCUACGUCGAAGUCUAUUUGGACAAAAACACCAAAGGUGCUAAGACUUAUAUUUAAUACCACUUAAAAAAAAAACUUAAAAAAAAAAAUUGGAGUUGUUUGUCCCCACAACUGUGACUGUUACAGGCAGUCCUUCAACAGACUGGACGGAGAGCACCACAGUGCGCGUCUCGUGCAGUGUCACCGUGGACUCGCGGGCGUCGCACACCCGAAUUUCCUUGUCUAGUUUUGACUAUAAUCAAGGUUCACUUGCUGAUGAAAUUUUACGUGGAAAGCUGCCAACUGCCAAUUUGCAACUGUGUCAUUCAAAAUCUGAUAAACAUUUCUUCUUUUGGCAGCAUCUGCAGAUAAAAAAAAAAAGUUGCAUUCUAGCUUCUAAUCAAUAUUUCUGAAUUAAAAAGUCCUCACACAUCAUGGGGGUUCAGAAGACUUCAGUUCUCUUGUUUAUGUCCAGCAUCCACCAUAAUUGAACUAGGUUAGGGUGUUACUUUUUGUAACUUAAUAAAUUGAACUGUGCUAGUUUGUUAAAUUUUACAAUCAUUCACUUGGGAAGAAGUCAUAAGAAAUAAAAUCUUCCCCUCCUUGAGUAAAGUAAGAAAGAUUCUUAUAUUGGUACCAAAAGGGUGUAUUUUUAUUUAAAUAUGGUUGACAUCAUUGUUAGAUCUUCAUGAUUAUCCUGCUAUGUCUAUAUGAUCUCAAACAACCGAUUGAAACCUGGAAAAGUUUGGUCAAUUAACCAGUUGAUUUUUAUGUGACAUUACUGAUCCUCCAGCCUCCACCGAGAUGACGACCAGAUGUGCGAAUGCUGUUUAGACCAGGUUGUAUGAAACAAGGCCCAUCCACGCCUCAGCUCCCUUGGCUGUAAUUUUCUCACGCUCAGUUCUGUUUCUGUUGGAGGUUUUGUGGCAAGGGGAGCUGUAUUCAGUUCACACUUGCCCAGGUGGGGCUAUAAAUAGAGGUUGGUGUGGGGACAACGGCUUCCACACACAGACACAGACCUCUGCACAUCAGUCUUUAAAGGGGGGAUUUUUUUUUUUUUUUUUUUUUAAAUCAUUGGCCUCUUUAAGACCCAAAGUCUGAAUUUACUGGAAAUUGUUGUAGAAUUUCUGGCUCAUUUUAUACGAUUAACUGUAGCCAGAAUAAAAUAAAAUGUCUCACCCUCUUUAAAGAAAUCUGGGCCACAUGGGAAUUUGCAUUUUUAAAUUGGCACCGAUGUGGGAGGGUGGAUAGUGAAGUUGGUCACAUGCAUAGCUGGUUACCAAGCCCAGUGUUUGUCUUCACCGUGAGAAUCUAACCCGAGAUCACAGAGAACCAGCUGUAAAUGGGCCAGAAUGAAGGCAUCCCAUUAAGAUUCUCUUUUUAUUUGACAUUGAAAAUUAUUAAUGUCCUUUCCACUUUUAAGUAGGAAGUUAGCUCCUUGCCCCUAUAUUGUGAGCUCAUUUUGUAAAUUCAAGUCAACUUAGAGCUGAUUUUAAAAAUGACAGCAGCACACCCAGGGCCUAGAACCUGGCAGGAGUUAUGGGUGCUUGUUGCUGUGUUUCAAGAUGCUAGCAGCAAGUUUGCUUAAAUUUCACAAAGGCCACUAAAAUGGAAGUUAGUUAUCUUUACUUAAUCACAGCUUGAUUUUUUAAAGAACACUUUUGAUUUUGAAAAAAUGACAGACUGUCAGGAAAUUGCAAAGACAGUAUAGAGAGGUCACAUGUACGCUUCACCCAGCUCCCAGAGGCUACAUCUCACACGGUGCAAUAUCAAAAGCAGGAAGCUGACCUUGGUCAGCCUAAUACUUUAAAUAUAUAUUAACUUUGUAAUUCAAAUUUCUUUUGAGUACCUUUGCUGACAUAGUAUUGAUAAAGCUUCUCAUCCUGACCCCAGGCCUCUUCAGGGGGAUUGGUUCAGUUCUGCCUUGUAAAUAUUACAGCAGGAAACUCAGCUGAGCCUUAAACCACGGGGAUCUGUUUUAAUGAGCAGUAGGAGUUUGCCCGCUUUAUGCGUGUAACCAAGUGAAUGGGAGACCUAAGACAAAAAAAUAUCCUUUCUAUCCCAUGAUGAACUCAUUUCCAGACUGUGAACUACUGGAGGGGACAAACUAAACACUGAAAAAGUCUGAAAUGGGGCAAGACAAUAUUAGCCUUUUUAAAGCCUGGUGUUCUUUGCAGUUGUGGGUUAUGUUUCUUUAGAGUUGUGCAAAUUUGAUUCAGAAAAUGUCUCAGCUGGUUUUGCGGGGCAUGGGGAGGGCUUCAGUUUGGACGCAUUUAUAUAGGAUCAUUAUUUUAAAUUUAUGAUCAUUAGGUUGUACGCUUCGGUACCUAAGCGGAUGAGUCUAUGUAAUAUUGACUAAACAGUGAAAGGUAUUUUGUAGUUGCAGUUCCAUCUAGUCAAUGCAUGAAGUGUUAGAAAACACUGAAACAAUUCCCAAUCAGGGAUUUCCAUUUCCACCAGAGUAUACUUUGUUUUUUCUUCCAACAGUUCACUGUUGAAAUAAAAAAAGCAAAAUCUCACCUAUUUAUAAAGUUUUCUUUUAUUGAAAAGAUACACUGGGAGGUUAAUAAUGUGUAUGUAGAAGCCUUUCCUCCCUACUUUGUUUAUAAAUCUAUCCACCACCACCCCCAAUCACCACCCUCCUUAAAUCCAUCUGAUUUGGGCAGGGCUGCUGCUUUCUGAUGUCCAUAACGCAAAGCAGUUGUUCUAUUUUUAAUAACGGCGGUGCAUUUUGCGUGUGCGUGCAUGGUGUCUACGAUGUGCUUAUUUAAGAAUUGCCAAAAUAUUUAGAUAGAGUACCUUCCAAUCGGUCAACUGAAUUAUGACUUUCUUCUUUUGCAGUUUUGUUUUUGUUUUUUAAAAUUGCUUUCUGUUAAACAUGUCCAUAAUUCCCCCCCACAGAAUAUAUUUGUAUAUACUGCAAUUUUAAAACUAAAAGGAUUACUUGAAUUGGCUGUUUUAACCUUUUUCUCUUUUACCUGUGUGUUUCAUUGGUUAUCUGCUGCCUACUCAUCUUUUUGUUUCUAUAACUGCUGGGGAAGCAGCUACGCUGGCAGCUCAGUCCCCUGCCGGCUGCUCCACACUUGAGUUUAUUAUAGACACUUGGGUUCUGAGUAAGUUUCGUUUGAAUACAGCCAACGUGAUUGUUUCUUUCUGUUCUUAUCCUAAAAGAAAAGAAUCUGUCUGGCAUCUUUUAGUUGUACCCUCAUAUUUGCCUCUUUAAUAAACUUAUAUUUUUCUCA